Molecule: messenger RNA, 570 nt
Organism: Plectropomus leopardus (leopard coralgrouper)
Lineage: Eukaryota; Metazoa; Chordata; Actinopteri; Perciformes; Serranidae
Source: RefSeq, a predicted model, not a curated record
AUGAGCACCAUGUUCUAUAAUACAAUAAAUGAGCUCCGUCUGGAGGAUAAGCUGUGCGAUGCUGUGAUCAGAGUCGAAGGCGUUGACUUUAAAAUCCACAAGGUGAUCCUCUGCAGCUGCAGCUCUUUCUUCAGAGAUCUCCUCCACGAUGAAACCUCAACAUCGGAGCAGCAGGUCUAUCAUUUGUCCAAGGUGUCAUCCAACACAGUGAGCCUCAUUAUAAACUACGCCUACAGCGGUUCUAUUGAGGUGACGGAGGAGAACGUGUUAGAGCUGUUGGCGGGAGCGGACGUCUACGACAUCAAAGGCAUUGUGCAGACCUGCUGCGACUUCUUGGAGCAGCAUCUUAAUUAUAAGAAUUGCGUCCACAUCUGGAUGUUGGCGGACUUCCACAAAUGUCCUCUGCUCAGUCAAAAGGCCUACCUCUACAUCCUGCGUCACUUCGAGGAGGUCGCAGAAUACUCAGUGAAGUUACUGCAGCUCUCUGUGGAGCAGAUGGCAGAUUUGAUCGAGAAGGAUGAGCUCAAUGUGAGAGAGGAGAGCGUUGUGUUUGAGGCCAUCCUCCGCUGG